Molecule: messenger RNA, 646 nt
Organism: Ceratina calcarata
Lineage: Eukaryota; Metazoa; Arthropoda; Insecta; Hymenoptera; Apidae
Gene: Det
Product: baculoviral IAP repeat containing deterin
Exons: 4
Coding region: 92-538 (148 amino acids)
Source: RefSeq, a predicted model, not a curated record
CGUACGUUGCGCGAGACGCGGGUUUUGCUAUUCCGAUCCGGUGUUUGUCCGUUUUUCAAACAGGACGUUAUAACAAUUGUUUCAUCAAUCAAUGAUGGAGAUAUUACCAGAGCCCGAUUCGAUGUUUUGGAAAACCGCUAGAUUGAAAACUUUUGAUAAUUGGCCGUUUCGAUCUUCUGAUAAUUGUAACGCAGAAUUAAUGGCCGCUGCUGGGUUUUUCGCGGUAGGUGGUAGAGAGGAACCUGAUCUGGUCCAGUGUUUCAUUUGCGCGAAACAACUCGACGGCUGGGAUGCCGAGGAUGAUCCAUGGACCGAACAUGCGAGACAUCAGUCAGACUGUUCGUUCGUGAUGUUAGGAAAAUCGGACGAGAGUUUGUGGACAGUGAACGAUCUGUUCGAUUUGUUAAAAAAAUUUAUAGUGAAGGAAUGCACACACGAAUUGGACCAGUCCAUGGCUGUGGCAAAACGAGAGAGUGAGGAACUGAUGCGCAAAAUACCUCAAAUUUACAUGGAAUUAAGAAAAGGGCGCAAAGAUUAGAGCCAAGGUACAUUCAACGGUCUUACCCGCGACCGAAUCCGAGUCCGCACAAUUAAUAGUUCAUCUUAUUUUUUUUAUUCUUUUUAAAUAAAAUUCGGCUGCAACGAA